Messenger RNA from Dermochelys coriacea (leatherback sea turtle), 3770 nucleotides. RefSeq names its product YTH N6-methyladenosine RNA binding protein 3 (gene YTHDF3). Gene Ontology annotation, cellular component: cytoplasm. The coding region runs from base 444 to 2279 and encodes 611 amino acids. Gene Ontology annotation, biological process: mRNA destabilization. The transcript has 6 exons. The record is from RefSeq and is a predicted model, not a curated record. Lineage: Eukaryota; Metazoa; Chordata; Testudines; Dermochelyidae. Gene Ontology annotation, molecular function: mRNA binding; N6-methyladenosine-containing RNA reader activity.
GUGCGCAUCCUGGAGAGCUGGAGCGCGCAGUCGCUCUCGGCGCCACUUUUUCCUUCCCCUCCCCCUACGCCUCCCCCCGCCCCCGCUCUUUGAGUCCCUAGUAUGGUGCGCGCGCGGGACCGUUUCCAGCCUCACGUGACAUGGAGGCGGAGAGAGGAAGGGAAAGGUCAGUGGCGACGUCGGCGGAGCGGAAGGUCAGGGCGGGAGCGGAAGUGGGAGCCGGAGCCUGUCCGCCAUUGUGGGGAAGCGGCGCCUAGAGCGGGGGGCGGGAAGCAGCGCUGCGUCCGGCCGGCUCCUUCCAGCGGGAACCCGAUCGGCGGCGGCGAGCCCGGGCGGCAGCGGCGGCGACAAUCAAGCGGCAGCGGGGAGAGCGGCGCGGUCCGUGUGUGCGGGAGUCACUCGAGGCCCAGGCGGAGCGAGGGGAUCGCGGCUCCCCGUGAAGAAUGUCAGCCACUAGCGUCGACCAGAGACCUAAAGGACAAGGAAAUAAAGGAAAAAUGGUUUGCUCUGACACAGUCCUGCACUGUGAAAUUAUGCCAAUUUCAGUACAAAACGGUUCGAUUCAUCAAAAGGAUGCAGUAAAUGAUGAUGACUUUGAGCCAUAUCUAAGUAGCCAGACAAAUCAGAGUAACAGCUAUCCACCAAUGUCAGACCCAUACAUGCCUAGUUAUUAUGCUCCAUCCAUUGGAUUUCCAUAUUCUCUAAGUGAAGCAGCAUGGUCCACUGCAGGUGACCCUCCAAUGCCAUACUUGACAACCUAUGGACAGAUGAGCAAUGGUGAACAUCACUAUAUACCUGAUGGUGUGUUUAGUCAACCUGGGGCUUUAGGAAACACCCCUCCAUUCCUUGGUCAGCAUGGAUUUAAUUUUUUUCCUGGGAAUGCAGAUUUCUCUACAUGGGGGACAAGUGGAUCUCAGGGACAAUCAACACAAAGCUCUGCUUAUAGCAGCAGCUAUGGCUAUCCACCUAGCUCUCUUAGUAGAGCCAUAGCAGAUGGACAGGCUGGAUUUGGCAAUGAUACUCUGAGCAAGGUGCCUGGGAUUAGCAGCAUUGAGCAAGGCAUGACGGGAUUGAAAAUUGGUGGGGAUAUGACAGCUGCUGUGACAAAAACUGUAGGUUCAGCUCUGAGCAGUACAGGUAUGACAAGCAUUGCAGCAAAUAGUGUGCCCCCAGUUAGCAGUUCAGCACCUAAACCAACCUCAUGGGCUGCCAUUGCUAGGAAGCCUGCUAAACCUCAGCCGAAACUCAAGCCUAAGGGUAAUGUGGGAAUUGGGGGCCCUGCUGUACCACCACCUCCUAUAAAACACAACAUGAACAUUGGAACUUGGGAUGACAAAGGGUCAGUGGUAAAAGCACCCCCUUCCCAGCCAAUACUGCCUCCUCAGACUAUAAUUCAGCAGCCUCAGCCAUUAAUUCAACCACCACCAUUGGUGCAAAGCCAACUGCCUCAACAGCAGUCUCAGCCACCACAACCACAGCAGCAACAAGGACCUCAGCAGCAGGCGCAGCCUCACCAGUUGCAGCAGCAACAGCAGCUGCAAAACCGCUGGGUAGCUCCUCGUAACAGGGGCAUGGGCUUCAGCCAGAACAAUGGAGGAGCUGGCAGCGAAAACUUUGGCUUAGGUGUUGUACCUGUCAGCUCUUCACCUGGUGUAGAGGUGCACCCAGUACUGGAGAAACUAAAGGCCAUAAAUAACUAUAAUCCCAAAGACUUUGAUUGGAAUCUGAAGAAUGGACGUGUGUUUAUAAUCAAAAGCUAUUCGGAGGACGAUAUACACCGCUCCAUUAAAUACUCUAUCUGGUGUAGUACUGAACAUGGUAAUAAACGCUUGGAUGCUGCUUACCGUUCCCUGAAUGGAAAAGGUCCACUCUAUUUACUCUUCAGUGUGAAUGGCAGUGGACAUUUUUGUGGAGUGGCUGAGAUGAAGUCUGUUGUGGACUACAAUGCAUAUGCUGGAGUCUGGUCUCAGGAUAAGUGGAAGGGGAAGUUUGAUGUUAAGUGGAUCUUUGUCAAAGACGUUCCCAAUAACCAGCUGCGGCACAUUCGUUUGGAAAACAAUGACAACAAACCGGUUACCAAUUCGAGGGACACUCAAGAGGUACCCCUAGAAAAAGCUAAGCAAGUGCUUAAAAUAAUUGCUACUUUCAAGCAUACCACCUCAAUCUUUGAUGACUUUGCACACUAUGAAAAGCGUCAGGAGGAGGAGGAAGCCAUGCGUAGGAAACCUGUCCCAUACCACCCAGAAUUUUGGGUGAAAUGGAAAAUAAACAGCAAAUGAUUUUUGAAGGGGAAAUGGGACAUUUCAGUUCUAGUUAUUGAUGUGUAUCACAGUUGUAACUGGAAAUCCCAAACAAGAUUGGAGGCCUGUUUUGCUAGGUAUUGUACAAACAUAGUAAGAGAAAUUUCCUGCCCUGGAGAGUUUACUCUAAAUAGACAAGACAAAGUGUGGAAGGGGAAACGAGCAGAGAGAUGGAGAGACCUAUUGUAGGUCAUACAGCAGGGCCUUGGGAAUGAUCCCCUGAGUCCUAUAUACUAGAUCACACAGCCUCUCCUUGAAAUGCCAUAGAGUAAACAUUGUCUCAUGUAGGCUUUUAAAAUAUAUUUUUGGUUGUAUCACAACAGAAACAUCACAACAUAACUAUUCUCUAAAUACAAAUAGUAGUAAGUAGUCUGUAGAAGACCAUCCAUGUAUUUAAUAAUUCAGUCUAGGAUAUAAUCUUUUUCAAAGGCAUAGAAUGAAACUGGCAAUUUUUAUGGGAUUAGUUCCUUAUUGUGUGCUUUGCUCCCAAAUUUAAUACGGCACAUUUGUGAGAACCAUCUAGAAAUAUAGUAUGUUGUAUUUUAGGCUUGUAUUUCCUUGCAUAGUUCCUCACUGCCAUUUUUAAAAUUUUCUCCCUGCUACCCCUGCCCCAUCUUUGUGGUUUCUCUCCUUCUUCUAGAUUCCUGGUAAGAUGAUGAUGAUUUGUCAUGGAAUCGUCAGUUCUGUUCAGUCAAUGAACACACAGGUACAGUUCUCUAAGGCAGAAUUUCCUGAAGCUUCAGAAGCUGAGCUUCCCCUCAGCCCCACCAUGUAUUGUUACAGACCUCCCAAGAUGCAAGAUCAUUAUCACUGAUUUGGACAGAAAGUGCUUCAUGAAGCAAUCAUUUUCUCUAUCCCAUCCUUGACCACUUAUACCUCCUCCCCAAUGCACACACUUCUCUUCUGGUGGGAGAUGCUGCAGCAUGUGUCCAUUAUAAAAUAAUUUGUGUUCAUUGGACACGCCUCAUUCCAUUACAGGUAAGAUAAAAUGGACAAGAGGGUAUGUUUCCUUUCACUGCAGAAUCUGAACACCUCUCAACUGUAAAUGAAAUUAUCACAACAUGCUAUGAAGUAGAGAAAUAUCCCCAUUUUAUUGCUGGAGAGCAGAGAACUUAAGUAACUUGCAGAAGAUCCCACAGGAAGAGCAAGGCCAUCCUUCCACGAGCUGUGCUGGGAAGGCUACAUAUAAAGAAAGCUUUUGAACACGUGUGGUGGAAGUGCACCAAUGUAAAGUUCUUAGGAGAGAGGAAACCGAAUGAACAUUCAGAAAAUAGUAAAAACCCUAGCCAGCUGUCAGUAACACAGGCCCUCCAGGGGGUAUCUAAUGAAAUACCACUGAGGCAAACAAGGCACCAAUAAAUAAAUUCCUCUGGUUCACAAUUAGAGUUCACCAGAGUAGCCUCAGGAUACUUCUGUAAUGGAAAAUAAUUACUUGUCAGGAAAACAAUAAAAGAAUGGGCUAGUUCUUUA